AUGACCGGGUGGACUCAUCUGAAGGGCUUACCGUUGGCCGACCCUAACUUCUUCAGUCCACAAGGAGUUGAUAUUUUGUUGGGAAAUGACGUCUACGAUGAGCUGAUGUUAGGAGAAGUGCAUCGAGGAAUACGUGGUAUGCCUCUGGCGCAAAAUACGCAUUUGGGAUACAUUGUAUCAGGAAAAACGAAUCAAGAAGCUGGUAGGAGAUCGUCCUACACCAUAACGGUACGAAGGAAGGAAGCUGAUGAGAUACUUGAACAAUUGUUAUGUAAGUUUUGGGAGCUAGAACAAUUCGACGAGGAGCCACAUGGGGUUUCAGUAGAGGAUAACUGGUGCGAAGAUUUCUCCGUUAAGACACAUAGCCGAAUGCCGUCUGGGAAAUAUGUUGUUCGUCUUCCUUUUCUUACAUACUUGGACGAAUCAAUGGUAAUUGGAGAAUCAUAUAAGAGCGCGUUAAAACGAUUACAUUCUCUGGACGGACGGUUGCGUAACGAUGCGAGUUUGAAGAACGCUUAUGUUGGCACGAUAAAUGAGUAUCUGGAGCUGGGUCAAAUGGAACGUGUAACGCCACGGGCUAGUAAGACGGGCAAUCCUGCAUUGGGGGGAGUCGAUCAUUGCUACCUACCGCAUCACCCAGUCAUAAAGGAAUCGUCAUCAACUACGAAGGUACGAGUUGUCUUCGAUGGAUCGAGCAAGACGAGUAAUGGAAAAUCGCUUAAUGAGAUUCUAGCAAUAGGUCCAAAAUUGCACGUACAUCUUCAAGGAAUCAUUCUUAAUUGGCGAGGGCUCAAAUGGGUAUUUAUGGCGGAUGUUGAAAAAAUGUACAGAUGUAUUAAUAUUCCACCCGACGACGCGCAGUACCAGCGUAUUCUAUGGAAUCCGGACACAAGUGAUUAUGUGGAAGAAUAUGCCUGCACAACGGUGAUGUUUGGAACGAGCUCCGCACCUUAUUUAGCCAUGAGAGUUAUGAAACAAUUAGCUAUGGAUGAAUGCGAGAAGUAUCCACUGGCGGUGGACGUUAUAAAUCAUCAAAUGUAUGUAGAUGACAUACUGUCUGGUGGCGACAGUAUUGCAGAAACGGAGGAUGUCAAGAACCAAGUGAUUGGAAUGCUUCGUAGUGGUACAUUCGAACUACGGAAGUGGGCGAGUAAUUGCACAAAGCUAUUAGAGAACAUACCAGUUGAGCAUCGAGAAUCAAGCGGAUUGUUACACAUGGAAGGUAAUGAUACUAUUCGCACGUUAGGUCUAUACUGGAGUCCCAAAGAAGAUGAGUUCCGUUUUGCUUUGCAUGUCGUUCCACCAAUGAGCUCACCAACAAAGAGGACAAUACUAUCAGCAAUUGCACGACUGUUUGAUCCCAUGGGAUGGCUUAGUCCGAUAAUGAUUACUGCCAAAAUUCUCAUGCAGCAACUGUGGAAGGAGAAAAUUGGCUGGGAUAGCACACUACCGGACACUAUUAAGAGAGAAUGGGAGAAAUUCGUAAAAGAGUUACCAAACAUAGUAACUAUACGAAUACCACGGCAUGUUACAUGGGGGCUACCGGGUGGUGUGGCUGAAUUGCACCUGUUUUGCGAUGCCUCGUCACGAGCAUAUGGAGCUACGGCUUACUUGCGCUUCCCAAUUGGAGAGGAUAAGCGACCAAAAUGGCUGCAGACCAAGGAAAAUCUAACAGUUGGAUGCAUAGUGCUCAUCAGGGACGAGCGUUUCCCUUCUCAUCAAUGGCCUCUAGGUCGCGUUAUGGAGACACAUGCAGGACCCGAUGGACUAGUGAGAGUGGUGACUCUGAAGACAGUCAAAGGAUUCAUGAAACGACCGGUAGCCAAACUCUGUCCAUUGCCUAUUCAGGAGAAUUGGAUAGAGAAUGACACCAUUCCUACACCUAAGCGUUAA
Molecule: messenger RNA, 1893 nt
Organism: Drosophila willistoni
Lineage: Eukaryota; Metazoa; Arthropoda; Insecta; Diptera; Drosophilidae
Exons: 2
Coding region: 1-1893 (630 amino acids)
Source: RefSeq, a predicted model, not a curated record